AUGUCAAGGUCGGCGACACCUUCCUUGCCUUUGCAUAAUGCAUCAAACACCGACUCUUUGCGGCCUCCUUCUACGACCCCUUUGACCGGACGCCCAAAUGCUCCAUCUUCCACAUCCACCUCGACGUAUUCGUGGUUGGAGCCUUACGAAACCGCCGAAAGAUUGCGAACCUCUCUAUCGCAUGGUCUAACUCCCGCCGAAGCGGAAGUGCGUCUCGCACGAGAUGGACCGAACGAGCUUCCCCACGAAGAGCCCGAACCCCUAUGGCUACGAUUCGUCAAACAAUUCAAGGAGAGCCUCAUUCUCCUGCUCCUCGGGUCCGCGGGAAUUUCAUUCGUUAUGGGCAAUUACGAUGAUGCCAUCAGUAUUACCCUCGCAGUGACGAUUGUGGUGACAGUUGGAUUUGUCCAGGAGUACCGGUCGGAGAAGUCGUUGGAGGCGCUAAGCCGGCUUGUGCCUCAUUAUGCGCAUCUGAUUCGCGAUGUCCCAAGUGCAUCCUCCACGGCAGCUGAGAGUGCCGGUACCCCACCCAUGGACUCCGGCAUGGAGAUGGACGAACUCAAAAGCAAAAGCCCAAGCUCCGCAUCUGCCGCCGUGAAGGCGUCCUCGACCGUUCCCGCUCAUGAAUUGGUGCCCGGAGAUCUGGUGCUCUUCACUACCGGAGAUCGAAUCCCUGCCGAUAUUCGGAUUACUGCUGCGACAGACCUUGGCAUCGACGAGUCCAACUUAACUGGCGAAAAUGAACCUGUAACCAAGUACACCGAGGCUCUUCGCAGCACGUCAAAGGGAACCGCUCCGGCACCGUCUACACCAGAGCCCCCUCGCUCGCCGUUCUAUGAUGCGCCGGCCACCGGUGCUGUCGGCGCUGAUAUCCGUUUGAAUGAGCAGCACAACAUCGCGUUCAUGGGCACAUUGGUGCGCUCGGGCUAUGGCCAGGGUAUCGUCAUCUCGACCGGUGCUAACACGGAGUUCGGUAGUAUUUCGGUUUCUUUGCAAGAAAUCGAGAGCCCCCGAACCCCGCUCCAGCUGUCCAUGGACCGCUUGGGCCAAGAACUGAGCUAUAUCUCUUUCGCUGUCAUCGGGCUGAUUGUCGUUAUUGGUCUUUUGCAAGGUCGUAAACUUCUGGAAAUGUUCACGAUCGGUGUCUCGCUGGCUGUUGCGGCGAUUCCUGAAGGAUUGCCCAUCAUUGUGACUGUCACUCUUGCUUUGGGUGUUUUGCGCAUGGCCAAGAGAGGAGCUAUCAUGCGGCGACUGCCCAGUGUUGAGACUCUUGGCUCUGUGAACGUAGUCUGCUCGGACAAAACUGGAACGUUGACUCUCAACCAUAUGACAGUCACCAAGAUGUGGCACUUUGACUGUGAGGAACCAUUUGAGGUGCAAAGAGGCAUCACCACCGUCGUGACUCCUGGCCCUGCCGCGCAGACUAUUCUUCGUGUUGGUAACAUUGCCAAUAAUUCUCGACUGUCGAGGAUUCACGCCAACUCACCGGCCAGCGCGUCUUCAGCGGCUGUCCUUUCCUCGACUGUCAACGGCGAUUCUGCCGCCAAGAGUCGUUGGGUAGGUCAACCGACCGACGUUGCAAUUCUUGAUUUGCUGGAUCACCUGGGCGAGGACGAUGUGCGUGACCGGAUCAGUGCCCGUGUUCACGAAACACCAUUCAGCUCCGAGCGCAAAUGGAUGGGUGUCGUGAUUGGUAGUGCUUCUGGGUCUUACGGGGGCUCCCCUGUCGCUUAUAUCAAGGGCGCUCUCGAGCAAGUCCUGGCCCGCUCCGACACUUACCUUACCAAAGAUGGACGUGAGGUCAUUCUCGAUGAACCUCGGCGCCAGAUCAUUCGGAAUGCGGCAGAGAACAUGGCCUCAGAGGGUCUGAGAGUUCUCGCUUUCGCAAGCGGGGCUGUUCGGGAAUCCAGGGGCAACAGAGGCUAUCGGUCACCGAAAUCGGCCCAGGUUGAUGAAGAUGAACGGUACAACGGCCUGGUCUUUGCUGGACUGGUGGGUAUGAACGAUCCGCCUCGCAGGGAUGUACACAAAUCUAUUCGUCGCCUGAUGACUGGUGGUGUCAGGGUCAUUAUGAUUACUGGUGACGCCGAGACAACAGCUGUAGCAAUUGCGAAGAAGCUUGGGAUGCCCAUUAGCGAUGCUCCUAACUCACGAUCAGUGAUCCGGGGCGAUGAGCUCGACCGCAUGACUUCUGCCGAACUUGCCCAGGCAAUCUCAACAGUCUCAAUUUUCGCACGUACGAGCCCAGACCACAAAAUGAAAAUUGUCCAUGCGCUUCAAUCUCGCGGCGAUGUGGUUGCCAUGACCGGUGACGGUGUCAACGAUGCGCCUGCCUUGAAGAAAGCCGACAUUGGUAUUUCCAUGGGCAAGCUUGGUACAGAUGUUGCCAAGGAGGCAGCGGACAUGAUUCUCACUGAUGACGACUUCUCGACAAUUCUGCGCGCCAUUGAACAGGGCAAGGGCAUCUUCUACAACAUCCAGAACUUCAUCACGUUCCAGCUGAGUACCAGUGUGGCUGCGCUCAGUCUGGUGUUACUCAGCACCACGCUUGGCUUCAAAAACCCGUUGAAUGCCAUGCAGAUCUUGUGGAUCAAUAUUCUCAUGGAUGGCCCACCAGCCCAAUCCCUUGGUGUGGAACCUGUUGACCCAACAAUCAUGAACCGCCCACCGCGACCCAAGACGGCCCGUGUUCUUACCAAACCUCUCAUCCAACGCGUUCUGACCCAAGCCCUGGUCAUCAUGGUUGGUACACUCUCAAUUUACAUCCACGAAAUGGGCGACAUCACCGACGGAUCCCCUGUGGACAAGCGUUCUCGAAUCGUAACAGCCCACGACACGACCAUGACCUUCACCUGCUUCGUCCUCUUUGACAUGUUCAACGCGCUUAGCUGCCGUAGCGAAGGCAAAUCUGUACUUCGUGGCGAAAUCGCGUUGUUCGGAAACAAAAUGUUCAAUUACGCUGUUCUGGGCUCUCUGGCCGGCCAGGCUUGUGUCAUCUACCUGCCUUUCCUGCAACGCGUCUUCCAGACCGAACCCCUGAGCUUCUCAUCUCUUGUCAAACUGGUGUUCCUUACUAGCUCUGUGUUCUGGGUUGAUGAAGGUCGCAAGUAUUUGCAUGCCAUGCGUCGCCGCCGUGGGGUCGGCCCGGGCUACAGUGCCAACGUCUGA
Messenger RNA from Penicillium salamii, 3168 nucleotides. Lineage: Eukaryota; Fungi; Ascomycota; Eurotiomycetes; Eurotiales; Aspergillaceae. The record is from the annotation of a GenBank genome assembly.